AUGGAUAAAUUAUAUGCAUUGAUGACAAUGACAUACAAAUAUCAACUUCAACUUUGCAAUGGACCUGAAAAUAUCGUCUUCAUUACGCUUAAUCAUUUUGAUUGCGUCCGUGAAAUUUUACGUGAUGAUCAAAAAUUAAAUCAAUUCUUGGACGUGGCUCAUCGAAUGGUUAUUCUAACUUAUCAUAAAAUUCCACUCUGGGAGCAAGCAAUGAUUCGAAGCUGUUUGUUAAAUUUUUUUCAGGAUUUACGUGUGAAUAUAUCAUUGUUCGUACGUGAAAAUAAGCAAACGGAUGACGGACGUUUUAUUCUUUUUCCGGAAACAAAUUAUCAAUUACCCUACAAUGGUAAACCACCUGGAAUGAUCAGAUAUUUUGACAGUGACGGAAAAACUUUUUCGGAAUCAUUCAUAACCGAUGAUAAUGUCAUUUCAUAUAAGCCAUGCAUCACAAAGGGAAGUAUAGAAUUGAAUAUGAAUGAUAGAGGUACAACAUUAGGUUGUAAUAUGUAUGUGUCACCAGAAACUUUACAGGUAAAAAAUGAUGGAAUAAUAAUGAAAUCUGAGAAUCCAUUACCAGAUGAUGAGUUACAACUAUUAUCAGCACUAAUUAUCAGUCCUCAACGAAAUCAACAAAAAGGAUUUGAAUUGAGUUUAUUUACGGAUGAAAUGGAGGAACAAACAUUUCUGCAAGAAUGUAAUAAAACAAUCACAACAAUAACUCAUAUCGAUGCUCGAAAACAUCGUAAAACAAUUACUGCAGCAAUUGCUGAUUUAAAAAUGGAAAUACCAGAAAAAGAAUCGAAAAAAGGCGAAGAAAUGCUAAAUUUAUUAGAUGAAGCAGCAAAUCGUUCAGAUAUAUCAGCUAGAAAUUCGACAAAGCAAAUUGUUUCAUCGUCAAAAUAA
Molecule: messenger RNA, 903 nt
Organism: Brugia malayi
Lineage: Eukaryota; Metazoa; Nematoda; Chromadorea; Rhabditida; Onchocercidae
Exons: 7
Coding region: 1-903 (300 amino acids)
Biological process (GO): transport
Cellular component (GO): cytoplasm; plasma membrane
Source: RefSeq, a predicted model, not a curated record